Messenger RNA from Schistosoma rodhaini, 1110 nucleotides. The record is from the annotation of a GenBank genome assembly. NCBI's taxonomy places the organism in Eukaryota, Metazoa, Platyhelminthes, Trematoda, Strigeidida, Schistosomatidae.
AUGAACUUUAGUGCCUUAUUCGCAAAUAUAAAAAAAUCAGAAUGCCCAUUGUCUCUUUUGAAGAGCUAUGUGAACGAUGGUGUGGCCCUAAAGGAUUUCAACAAAUGCGAGGAAAUCGGUUCACUCGUUUGCUUUCUCGUGUCUAAAACAUAUGGGCUUGGCCUCAAAAUACUCCUUGACUGUGGUUUGGAUAUGUCUGCUAGUCAUCACAUUACUGGAGACACACCACUGAUCAUCCUUUGCAACGAAGGUUUAUGUGGUGCAACGAAACAACUAAUUGACAAAUUAGAACCGGCUAGUCUAUUUCAUUCCAACAUCAUUGGAUUAACAGCUAUAACACAAUUGCUCUGUCGCGCUCACGGGGCUUGCAACUGCUUAGAAAGUCUUCUUUCACAUCUGUGUCUUUGCAGUGCUCUUUUACCAGUUGAUUUGCGAAAGAACAGUUAUACACGCAGCUUGAAUAGCAUGGAACUUUUACAUUCAGAACCCUUGUUUGAAAAUGAUGAAGGAAGUCAGGUGUUAUUCACUGUUGACCAGUUACUGGGGCGCAUUAAGUCAGAUAAUAGUGAGCGUAUCAUCUCUGUAUUACAACUGUGGAUAAAAGCAAAUCUUCUGCGUUUAACGCACACAACUGGAGACAGUUCUAUUCCGAAUGAACAAUUAACAUGCAACACAAAUGUCUUGGGAGAAAGGCUUCUCAGACCUUUGCUGUCACAUGUUUUCUAUUCAAACAACACUGGGUCCAUAAUGAAUAAACUUCGAAUAUUGCUUUGUCAAUUGCUCAUCUUAGGCCAGUUACAUGGAUUUCUUUUAAUUGAUAGUAUAACCCAGUCAAAUCCAGUAGACUCGACAAACCAAUACUUGAAUAACAUCUUAGAAGAUAUACGAUGCCAUCUAAAUGGACCACUAAACUUAAGACUUCUAGGGAUACGUGAAAUCCGUCGAAUUUUACAGAACCGUUUUAUAUUCACUUGCCAGAAGAAUGAUAAGUAUAAUUCGCUGAUAAAUGAAAAUGCACUUUCGUUUCUAACGUGGGUUGAUGAAUUACCUUUACCAAAUAUCAUCAAACAAAAUAUUCUUUUAAAUCCUAUGACCUUGAGAACUAGUUGA